AUGUCUAAAGUAGUUACCACCAGGGGAGGAGGCCAGACCGAGGCCAGGGCUUCCAUGCAGGCACGGGGGAUAUAUUCCGGCGGGAUGCAGCGGCGGCUAUGUUCAGGCGAAAGCCCAUCCACAAAGUUCCAGACGCGGCACCUCGCCCUGGCAUUAGGCUUUGGCCGUCUAAAGGCUCUGUUGUGCAACAGUUCACCAACAUGCACGACGAGGCGCGCCCACGGAGGCCAGGCCGCUUAA
Molecule: messenger RNA, 240 nt
Organism: Gaeumannomyces tritici R3-111a-1
Lineage: Eukaryota; Fungi; Ascomycota; Sordariomycetes; Magnaporthales; Magnaporthaceae
Exons: 4
Coding region: 1-240 (79 amino acids)
Source: RefSeq, a predicted model, not a curated record